AGCUGAUAUUCGACGACUGUAGUUCCGUUAACUUGUGUUUUCUUCAUCAUGGCGGCCAGAAAGCUGCAAACCGAAAUUGACCGCACACUAAAGAAGGUCGCUGAAGGUGUCGAGGUCUUCGAAAGCAUAUAUGAGAAGAUGCAGGCCUCUACAAACCAGACUCAGAAAGAGAAACUCGAAACAGACUUGAAAACACAAAUAAAGAAACUUCAGCGGUUACGCGACCAGAUCAAGGCCUGGGUAGCAAGCAACGACAUCAAAGACAAGUCCGUCCUUCUCGACAAUCGGAGACUAAUAGAAACACAAAUGGAGAAGUUCAAGGCCUGUGAGAAGGAGAUGAAGACAAAGGCAUUCUCCAAAGAGGGUCUAAUACAGUCCGCCAAGCUAGAUCCCAGACAACAAGAGAAGCUUGAGGUCACAACAUGGCUUCAGUCAGCAGUUGAACAAGCAGAAGCAGAAAUUGAGUCACUGCAAGGCGUCGGCGGCAAGAAACGCGGAAAGGGUCUUCAAUCAUCUGCUGGUCGUUUAGAAGAUCUUGAACACCUCAACGAACGUCGAAAAUGGCACGUCAACCGACUCGAACUCAUCCUUCGUCUCAUGGACAAUGGUUCCUUGACCACCGACCGUGUCCAGGCUCUCAGGGAAGACGUUUCUUAUUUUGUGGAAAGCAACACGGACGAGGACUUCAAUGAAUAUGAGGGCAUCUACGAUGAACUAAAUCUUGAAGUAGAGGAGGAAAAGUUCGGUCUGGCUAAUGACGAAGACGACGAUAGCGAUGAGUCGGAUGCUGCAAGUGAUGACCUUCCUCCACGAACACCCAACAAGCGACAUGAGAAGGAUGAGGAAAGUGUUGCAAGCAGUAAACGCGACGAUAGUCCUGUGCUAAAGAAACCUGGGGUGACACUGCAAAUGCGGAAACCGUCAUUGGCAACUGAAGUCAAACCGCCGCCAAAUCCAAACUUUGCACAGCAGCCCAUGGCGAGCAUUCUACGAGCUAAUUUGCCACCAGCAACGCCACGGCCGCCAGCUCUUCCACCGAUACGCUAUGCCUGCAGCAGCUGCCGCCGCCUGCCCUCAACGCCCUCGACAUCACAAACUAUCCCACCCACGUCGCCCAUGAAUCUGCCUGAAGCAACGGGAUCGACCCUUUCAAUAACACCGUCGGCCUCGCACAGUGCCCUGCAUGAUUCACAAUUCACGACCUCGCCGAGCUUGACGCAUCCAUCAGUCACGAGUCCUAUGCUAUCAUCUGCUGCAUCCCAUCAACAUGAUGGGUCGUUCUAUUCUGGACAGGACUCACCAGCAAUAUCUGAAGCUGUUCCAAGCUCUAUAAGUGGUCCCGCGGCAACAUCGUCGCCACAGCGUCAACAGAAAGAACCUGCACCGUCGCCUCCCCUACCUAGGGCGCCUUCACCUGCUGCACCACCACCAGCAUCAGUGUCAACAGUGCCACAAUUUCAACUGGUCACCAAUGGAGCUUCUCAAAUUACUCAACCGCUUACACAGGUACCUCAGUCAGGGUCAUCGCCACUACCUCAACAGAUACAACAGGUCACUCCUUCAACACUUCCCACUCCACCCGCGAGUUCGAUGUCUGUAACGCAGCAGGCGCAACAGUAUCCUCCGGGUAUCAAAGUUCCACAGAGUGUAGAACAGCAACCGACCCCGAUACAAGCUAUCCCACAGCCCAUUGGGGGAUCGCAAAGGCCUCCUUCAACGGCGCCAUCUCAGCAACCGCCGCAUCCUCCUUCCCGUUCAGCGGCUUCAGGCGCUUUCCCUGGGUCUUUAUCAGAUCUCGUGGCAUCGUUUGAAACGGUCAAGCAGAAAGCUCCUCAUCGUAUGACAAACCUCGGAGAGGUACAUAAAUUGCUUGAAGGCAGUUACUCAAAUGUCCCACAGCCACAGGAUACCGAGAAACCCAAGUACUAUGUGCCACGGAAUCCCUUUAACACGCCAUCAUUCUAUCCUCAGGCGCCUCAUCCUAUUCUGAGCACGCCUGGCAUAUUUUCCCAGAUAGAUGUGGAGACUCUAUUCUAUGUCUUCUACUACCUUCCGGGAACAUACCAGCAAUAUAUGGCCGCUAAGGAACUGAAGCGCCAAUCGUGGCGAUUCCACGUCAAAUAUAUGACGUGGUUCCAACGACACUCGGAGCCUCAGGCCAUAACAGAAGAAUACGAGCAAGGCGUGUACGUGUACUUUGACUGGGAAGGAUCAUGGUGCCAGCGCAAGAAAAGCGAUUUCCGAUUUGAAUAUCGUUAUCUUUCGGAGGAUUGAAGGAGUUGCUCUCCCGUUCAAUCCUUGUUAUCCAGUUUUUUGUUGUCAUGCUCCCGACGUGACCCUAUGUAUCGUCAUACGUGCCACAUGGACAGUCUUGCCAAUCACAUUCGUACUAACUUGCAUCCCUAUU
Messenger RNA from Suillus paluster, 2407 nucleotides. Its product is annotated as Not1 N-terminal domain, CCR4-Not complex component-domain-containing protein. Bases 49 to 2274 code for a protein of 741 amino acids. Lineage: Eukaryota; Fungi; Basidiomycota; Agaricomycetes; Boletales; Suillaceae. The transcript is spliced from 14 exons. Gene Ontology annotation, cellular component: P-body; nucleus; CCR4-NOT core complex. The record is from RefSeq and is a predicted model, not a curated record. Gene Ontology annotation, biological process: regulation of DNA-templated transcription; nuclear-transcribed mRNA poly(A) tail shortening.